AUGGGUAACUCGCCGAGCACCCCGCUCCAAACCUGCCUCAACACGAUCUGCGCCGGCCGUGCCGAGUGCGUCGCCUACCCGAGCACCCCGUUCUACCAGCUUGCCUGGGUGAAGCCGUUCAACCUCGAGAUCGAUAUCGAACCCAUUGCCGUGUUCCGGCCCAAGAAUACGAAUGAGGUGUCUGCCGUGGUGAAAUGCGCCGAGAGCGUGGGGGCCAAGGUCCAGGCUAGGUCCGGAGGGCAUUCUUAUGCCAACUACGGCAUUGGUGGUGAAGAUGGCCACGUCGUCAUCGACCUUGUCAAUAUGCAAUCCUUCUCCGUGGACCAGACGACUUGGGAUGUUACCGUAGGUGCCGGUACCCGCCUCGGAGAGCUCGACAAGAAGAUGCACAAGGCCGGCGGCCGGGCCUUUGCCCACGGAGUGUGCCCCGGCGUCGGUAUCGGCGGCCACGCGACUAUUGGCGGCUUGGGACCCUCGAGCCGUAUGUGGGGCACCGCCUUGGACCACAUUGUCGAGAAUUCGGAUCUAUUUUGGGCUCUUCGCGGCGCAGGCGCAUCGUUUGGCGUCAUCACCGAGUUCAAGAUGCGCACCCACCCGGCACCCGGAGCGGUCGUGCAGCAUACCUUUGCCUUUUCCUUUGGCCGCCAUUCGGAGAUGGCGUCGGUGUACGAAAAGUGGCAGGCGCUCAUCGCCGACCCCAACCUCGACCGGCGAUUCGGGUCCGAGUUUGUGGCCUCGGGUAUUCCCAAGCGUAUCCCUUCAGGGGGUCGGGCGAGCGCCGUGGUCAACGACUGGCUUGCCAGCCUUGUGCACGAGGCAGGCAACGAGGCGCUCUACCUUGGUGAUCUCCCCACGGCCUUCUACAGCAAGGCGCUGGCCAUGACCCCGAAGCAGCUGCCCGGCGCGGCGCCCGUGCGCGACCUCUUCAACUACAUUGACGGCGCCGACAAGGGUACGCUUCUAUGGUUUGUCAUCUUUGAUGCGUCGGGCGGCGCGGUCAACGAUGUGCCGCUUGAGGCGACGGCGUAUCCUCAUCGGGACAAGGUGCUUUACUACCAGUCGUACGCCGUGGGCCUGGGAUCGCUCCCCAAGUCUACCCGCAACUUCCUCGAGGGUAUCCACGGACGCCUCUCGAGCACAGGUGCCAACACGACGUAUGCCGGCUACGUGGAUCCAGCGAUUCCCCGAGACCAGGCGGAGGCGGCGUACUGGGAGGGCCACGUGCCGAGAUUGAGGCAGAUCAAGACGACGUGGGAUCCUAAGAACACUUUUUCCAACCCGCAGAGCGUGAGGCCGCUGGGCUCGUAG
Messenger RNA from Parascedosporium putredinis, 1308 nucleotides. Lineage: Eukaryota; Fungi; Ascomycota; Sordariomycetes; Microascales; Microascaceae. The record is from the annotation of a GenBank genome assembly.